AUGACAGCUGCGGCAGCGCCUUUACGCCACACGCAGCCACUGGUCCAGCGUUCGACUCACCAGGCGCAACAUUUAACCAUCUUCUACCCGAACCUCAUAAUCAUCUCGACGCACAACCGCACCGCAUCCAAAAGAAGGACGUCACGUGUUGACGCACAUCCCCUCGGCCCGGAGCACCAGGCCGUGAGAUUCGCAACAGCCAACACGGUCACGUUGCUUGGGCCAAGAUGGGUCUGGACGGCCACGGUGUGA
Molecule: messenger RNA, 252 nt
Organism: Prunus armeniaca (apricot)
Lineage: Eukaryota; Viridiplantae; Streptophyta; Magnoliopsida; Rosales; Rosaceae
Source: the annotation of a GenBank genome assembly